AUGACUGUUCAAUCAAAAUCUAUUCCUAUUCAACAAACGUCUCAAUCUUUUCCAGCAUUUUUGUUGGCACUUUACCUUCAACAAUUAACUAUACAUCCUUUGAAGACAAAAGCGAUAACUUCCGGGGUGUUAUCGGGUCUUCAAGAACUUGUCGUAAAGAUGGCCUUGUACGGUUUCUUAGUAAGCGGACCCCUUAAUCAUGUGCUUUUUGAAGCACUUAACAAGAUAUUUAGACAUCGUACCGGAGCUGGUGCAAAAUUUUUACAAAUUCUGGCAUCUCAAUUAAUUAUCACACCAAUUCAAAAUACCGUUAUUGCAGGCGUUAAUACUCCAGCACAAAUUCAAAAAACCGUUAAAAAAGCUCUUUUGCCAAUUAUGAAAAUGAGUUGGAUCGUUUCACCAUUAGCAAUGGGUUUCGCUCAGAAAUUCUUACCUCCACAGUUAUGGGUACCAUUCUUUAAUAUCGUUGGAUUUGUUUUUGGUGUUAUAGCUAAUACUAAAGCGAAAAGGAUUCAACAACAAAAAAGUCACGAUAACAGAGAUCAAGACGAACGGGAAAGUCAAAAUUGA
This is a messenger RNA of Funneliformis caledonium, 570 nucleotides long. The record is from the annotation of a GenBank genome assembly. NCBI's taxonomy places the organism in Eukaryota, Fungi, Glomeromycota, Glomeromycetes, Glomerales, Glomeraceae.